AUUUUCACACGUAUCACGGUAUUAGUUUCAACAAGAAGUGAAAGUGAAAACUGUGAAACAACGAAACUCAGAACUCAGAAGAUCGGUCUCUCACCAUCUCUGUGUGUGUUUUUCGGUGUCUGAUACCCUUGACUUUUGUUGGCCGUGAUUGCAUGCCAUGUCGGCCUCAAAGCUCGUGAUUUUAUCAAUCUUUCUAGCUCUAAUUCUCACGCAUGUUAGGGCUAUGCCACUACCUGAGACGGAUCAAUCCACUGGAUCCCCCAGGCCUGAAGGUUCGUCCGGUCGGAAGAUCAAAUCGCUUGAAUCCAAGAUCCAGGACCUUGAGUCCCAAAUUGAUGAGAAAUCCAAAGAAUUGAAAGCAAAGGAAGAUGUUAUAAAGGAGAAGGAAAAGAUCAUUCAAGAGAAGUCAGAUUACAUUGCUUCCUUGCAGAGUCAGAUCGCAUCACUCCAGAAAAAAGGGACUUUAGACGCGGAGCAGGUUGGUAAGGCUCGUGCACAUGCUGGUGAAUUGGAGAAGCAGGUUGCGAAACUUAAAGCUGAACUAGAAACUCAAAAUAAGGAGAAGGCUGCCUUGGAAGCUCGGGUAAAUGAACCUGAGAGGAAAGUAAGCGAUUUGAGUUUGAAUCUAGAGAAUCUCCAAAAGAUUAAUGAAGAACAGAAGACCAAAAUUCGUAUAAUUGAACAGGCUCUUAAAGUUGCUGAGGAAGAAAUGAUCAAGGCAAAGUCAGCAGUCACUUCAAAAGCUAAAGAGUUAAAGGAGGUUCAUGGUGCGUGGCUUCCGCCUUGGCUUGCUGUACAUUUCAUCCGUUGUCAGUCCUUUAUGGAGAUUCAUUGGAAUGAGCGUGGCAAACCAGCUCUGGAUAUGGUAAUUCAGAAGGCCCUGGAGAAAAAGGCACAAGCUGAAAAGUGGGCUGCACCUCACAUGGAAACAAUUAAAAGUAAAUGGAUCCCAAUUAUCAAGGAACAGUGGGUUGUGCUAAAAACAAACGCUGAACCACAUGUCCAAUCGCUAACUAAAAAAUCUAUUGAAGUUUAUGAGGCGUCAAAGACUACAAUAACUCCACAUCUUGCCCGAGCACAAGAAUUUGUUGAUCCUUACUUUCAGGAAGCUAAAAAGUUCAGCAAGCCAUAUAUUGAUCAAAUUGCGGCAUUGGCAAAACCUCAUGUUGAUGAAGUACGAGUGGCAAUGAAACCCUAUACAAAGCAAGUGCUUCGUGCUUAUAGGGAGUUCCUGAAAUCUGCAACUACUUACCAUCAUCAGAUGCAAGCCACUGUUCGAGUGAUGCUGAAAAGGCAUGAACUGACAAGGCCUCUUGCUACUAAAGAGUUGGAGUGGUUUGCGGCUUCUGCUUUGUUGGCCCUCCCCAUCAUCAUCCUCUUCAGAAUUGGUUCUGCCAUUUCCUACAAAAAGGCUAAGAAAACUACUCGAAAUGCUCACAACAACCAUGCACGUCGCAAGGCUAAACGGGUCCAUCCGGACAAGUAGAGUUCAGCAAGGAUCUACCAAUUUUUAUGUCUGUUUUUGGUGGGGGCUGUGGACUAACUAAGAUGGGAGUUGCACUUUUAGUUUGGGCCUUCUUGGACUAUGUUCUUGUCAGUGAACUUCGACUAUGUUUUGAGGAUCCUGCCCUUGUCACUCAACUCCUCUAAUGUUGUUGAAGAUCGCUGCUUAUGUUUGUUUAUUAAUAUUUAUUUUCGUAUUUGUUUUUUUUUAAAAAUAAUUAGAACAGUCAUCCCUCAGUAGUUAGACGUCAUAGAAGUGUAGAAGUUCAUAUAUUGCUCGUGUUAUUCAAGUUGAUAGAGGUGGUUUUAAUAUUUUUUGGUUCCCCUCUUCUGGGGUCCACAUUAUGUUUUGACUUUGUUUGUUGGAAUCAUAUUUCUCAUGCCUAAUUAACCACGAAAACUCUUCAUCUUAGCGUAA
Messenger RNA from Carya illinoinensis, 1921 nucleotides. Its product is annotated as coiled-coil domain-containing protein 18-like. Lineage: Eukaryota; Viridiplantae; Streptophyta; Magnoliopsida; Fagales; Juglandaceae. The coding region runs from base 158 to 1486 and encodes 442 amino acids. The transcript is spliced from 15 exons. The record is from RefSeq and is a predicted model, not a curated record.